UCUGAUUCUCCCUCCUUAAAAAUAGGAGGAGUGCUGCCAGGAUAUAAAGCUGAAUGUAACACAGACUCCAUUUUUCACUCACUUACACUGAGACUCAAAAGGCAGAAACAGACACAGCCGUGAAACAUGAAAGGAUACAGUGUUGUGCUGUUUUGUGUGUUGCCGCUGGUGCUGGGCCAGGAAAGGACAUUCAGCUGGGACGGACCAGGAAACACCGUUGCUCCAGAUCCCAUCAACUCGUGCCUGACUGACCAGAGCUCAUGUGGUUGUUGUCUGAUGCAGAAGAAAAAAUGGGAGUUAGAGCAAUAUUUAAACUCUAGUAUGAAUUUACUGGAUGAUUUGCUGGCCAGAGCACAAAACACAAUGAGAAACAUCAGAGACAGUCGAGUGGCAUUUUCUGUGGGUUUAACUGACAAGAGACGUUGCAUUGGUCCAUUGAGGGCAGCGACAAAUGUGGUCUAUCAAAGCAUCUUCAUCAACAUUGGAGAGGCCUAUAACUCAUCCACUGGUGUGUUCACGGUUCCACGGUCAGGCGUGUAUAACCUGGCAUUUACUGUGUUCAGCGAUGCAGGCUCACCAGGUGCAUCGCUGGCUGUCUGUGCCUGCAUCAGGAGGAAUGGUGUGGCUCUAGCUGCACUUAGGGAGAUUUAUGAUCAAGACCAGGAGGAUCAGGCCACUGCCGUCCUGCUUGUGCAGCUCAGCACAGGGGACCGCAUUACCAUCAGUCUCCAGGCUGGCUGCUGGAUCUGUGAUGAUCAGAAUCACUAUAACACAUUUAGUGGUUUUCUACUGUAUGCUACAGAGUGAAGCACACACACACAUUAGUGAGGAGCUCUUAAAGAUGCAGUGGGUUUCACUCAAAGAUUAUGAAUUCUAAACCUAAAUGUCACACAAACCUGUCAACUUGCCUAGAUCUGAAGCAAAACUGGAUUUGAUAAAUGUAUAUGAAUUUUAAUUAGUGAAGACCUAUUAAAAUUUUGAAGCAUAUACUUUGUUUUUAAAUAUU
Molecule: messenger RNA, 1006 nt
Organism: Carassius carassius (crucian carp)
Lineage: Eukaryota; Metazoa; Chordata; Actinopteri; Cypriniformes; Cyprinidae
Product: complement C1q-like protein 4
Exons: 4
Coding region: 127-807 (226 amino acids)
Molecular function (GO): protein binding
Source: RefSeq, a predicted model, not a curated record